UGCGUGCGUCUGCAGGGCUGCUGUACUGUCUGCCUGGGACGGAGUGCUUCCUUCCACGCUAAGCAGACGACAAACCACAUUAAACCCAUAAAGAGGGGGGUUUAUCUGCCCAGGAGUUGGACAUUAUACGUACUCGUGUUCGACAUAAAUAUCCAUCAAGUUCAGGAGCUCAGUGGACUUUAUUCUCUCGCUGGCUUGAAUACGCUUCAGUGAGCCACUGCAGCAGCAACAGACCCAAAGCACGCCGCCGCGGACGCUGUUGUUGUGAGGGAAGAAAACAAGCUCAGCGAGCAGCUUAGCUGUGUGAUCAUUGACAGAGUUCAAUACACACACGCUUCAAGUGCUAACUGCUGGGAGCUUUGUACAGCCUACCUCCGAGCCUCUUCAAGAGCAGACCAGCUGGGAGUAUUUCUGUCGCUGAAAUUGAGGUGUUACACGAUAUAUUUUUUAUCUGAGCCACUGUCAGCCGCUUGACCAAUAGGAACCAUUUGCACAAUUUCCACCAGCUUGUCUGCAGCCCCUCCCAACGCAGACAGUCUUCUGCCCCAGCAUGAAUGAAGUCAGUGUUGUGAGAGAGGGAUGGCUCCACAAGAGAGGUGAAUACAUUAAAACAUGGCGGCCUCGUUACUUCAUCUUAAAGAGUGAUGGAUCCUUCAUCGGCUACAAAGAGAAGCCCGAGGUGUCCAGUGACCACAGCCUCCCACCACUCAACAACUUCUCUGUCGCAGAAUGCCAGCUGAUGAAGACAGAGCGCCCAAGGCCCAACACAUUUGUCAUUCGAUGCCUGCAAUGGACCUCUGUUAUCGAGCGCACCUUCCACGUAGACAGCAACGAGGAGAGGGAGGAGUGGAUGCGAUCGAUCCAGGCAGUGGCCAAUGGCCUGAAGAGCCAGCAGCAUGACGAGGAGCCCAUGGAGAUUAAGUUUGGCUCACCGAGUGACAUCAGCAGCACAGAGGAGAUGGAGAUCGCUGUGUCCAAAUUACGCACAAAAGUGAACAUGAGUGACUUUGACUAUCUGAAGCUGCUGGGAAAAGGGACAUUUGGUAAAGUUAUCCUGGUGAAGGAGAAGGCCACAGGGAUGUACUACGCCAUGAAGAUCCUCCGCAAAGAAGUCAUCAUUGCUAAAGAUGAAGUGGCACACACUGUUACGGAAAGCAGAGUUCUCCAAAAUACGCGGCAUCCCUUUCUAACGACACUAAAAUAUGCAUUUCAAACUCAUGACCGGCUAUGCUUUGUGAUGGAGUAUGCAAAUGGUGGAGAACUCUUCUUUCACUUAUCACGAGACAGAGUGUUCACAGAAGACAGAGCAAGAUUUUAUGGUGCAGAAAUAGUGUCAGCACUGGAGUACCUACACUCACGCAAUGUAGUUUACAGGGAUUUAAAGCUGGAGAACCUCAUGUUGGACAAGGACGGCCAUAUUAAGAUAACAGACUUCGGUCUGUGUAAGGAGGGGAUCACAGACGGUGCCACCAUGAAGACCUUCUGCGGAACCCCCGAGUACCUGGCACCAGAGGUGCUAGAGGACAAUGACUACGGGCGAGCGGUGGACUGGUGGGGGCUGGGUGUGGUGAUGUAUGAGAUGAUGUGUGGGCGGUUGCCCUUCUACAACCAGGACCACGAGCGUCUCUUUGAGCUGAUCCUCAUGGAGGAGAUCCGCUUCCCCAAGAACCUGGCUCCUGAAGCCAAGGCCCUGCUGGCCGGCCUGCUCAAAAAGGAUCCCAAACAAAGGCUCGGGGGCGGCCCAGAUGAUGCCAAAGAAGUGAUGAGCCACAAGUUCUUCACCUCUAUCAACUGGCAGGAUGUUCUUGAGAAAAAGCUUGUUCCACCGUUUAAACCCCAGGUGACCUCAGAGACGGACACGCGUUACUUUGAUGAUGAGUUCACAGCACAAACCAUAACAAUAACGCCGCCUGACAAGUUUGACAGUUUAGACUCGGAGGAUUCGGAUCAGCGCACGCACUUCCCUCAGUUCUCCUACUCCGCCAGCAUACGGGAAUGAUCACUCAGACUCUUGAAACAAGCAGGCAGGCUAACACACGAUCACAAUCCCACACACACACACUUGCACUGCUGGGGAACGACACACACACACCAACUUGCACAAGACACAUUUUCAUUCGGUGUUUAAUGCACGUACACAUGCACACACACAUAUCCUGGCUAUUCAGACAAGACGGGGAUCAUGGAGUAUGAGACGAACACACAGGCCGUAAAUAACUGACCUCAAAAGGUUUGUGUGGAGAGACUGGCAGCUUUGUCUCUGGGGGCGGGGGGGGGGCUUUAGGCCUUCCUGCAGGACUUCGGCUGCGCUACACUGGGGCACCACAUCAAAGCCUUGCUUGACCCUUUGAAAACCAGGUUAUGCCAGCAAGUACCACCUCUCUACCAGCUGUACCUACGCUCGUAUACACACACACACACACACACACACACACACACACACACACCAACCCAUGCAUAGACUGCAUCUAUAUAUACACAGACGUACUUGAUAGAAAUUUAACAAAAGCAUAAUCAAAAUUCGGUAAAAGAUUUUGGCUAAAAGGCUAAUUUUUAUUUCAUCGAUUGUUACGGUUUUAAAUGUAAAGCCAUAUUUCUGCAUUUUUUUUUUUUUUUAACAAGUGCUCUUUCUGGAACUUGCUGUUACAAAUCAAGGGUGGGACAGUUCCUACAGUAGGGGGAAGAUGGGGAAGGGGAGGAGUGUUGCCAUUUCUGUGUUUGCACUGCACGUAUGUAUGAGUGGGUGUGUGUGUGUGUGUGUGUGUGCGUGUGUGCAUAUGAGUGCAGGACGAUGUAUGAACGACCUUCUUUUUUUUUUUGAUUCUCAACCAUCCAUUUGUGUUUGUUUUUAUGCAUGUUUUCAAACUAUUGCUGGAACAUCAACUAGAGAGGACACUACGCGACACACUCAAUGGCCUUUCUCUAAAGGGAACAAGCAUGUCAUUUAGGAUUGCUGUGACCAUCCUGGGGCUUAGGAAAAAGAAACUGGGAUCCAAUGCUUUGUUUACCUUUCCUUUCAAAUCUGCAUUAUUGUAACUCAAAGUGAUGCAGCAGUCAUUUCCUUAGAGUCCAUGGCAAGGUGUCCAGACUGACUUCACGACCAACUAGCUGCUGGUUAGAGGUGUGCUAGUAUGUUUUCAUUAAGGCCAGUCGCUACAGUAUGUGUUAAAAAGAGUAAGAUUUGAAAGACUCCAUAGCAGUUCCCCGACUUGUAAAGAGAGACCAGCGUAGACGCAGCCCAUUCGCUGUCCUCAAUCCAUUAAUUCUCACUCCCUUGCUGAAGAGUUAGGAACCAAUCUUUUGUUCAUUAUCUAUUUGUUAUAUCAGUGUAAGUUUUAAAAGAUAUUGUUUUGAAUGUUCCCCGUAUUUAAAGAAUGACAGUUCAAUCGUUAAGUCUUUAUAAUGAGGCCAAAUAUCGACUGAUUGGUGGGCUUUUAACACUUCGAAUGAUUCCACAUCUAUGUUUAGAUUCUUUUUUUUUGUUUGUGUCUUUCUUCGAUGCUGUGUUGAAGUCACUUAAAUCGGUGUCGUUGUAUGUCUUGGGGGGGAAAGGUUUGCAGAUUUACAAUCCAACUAAACACUGCAUGAGCUGAUCGACCAACCUUCGACCUGCAGACGGGAACUAAUCAAAACUCCAGCUGAUGUUUUGUGAGGUUGAAAUGAAAAUCUGCUUACUUUUGAGUCGAUACAACACGGUAACUUGUCCAUUUUAAACACAAGCAUUUUAUAUUCCAUUUAGCUGGAAGAGUUGCAAAUGGUUGCUCUUUGAGCUUCACUAAAGGAACGUCAUGAUCUUUUUUUGUUUGUCAUUGUUUUGUUUAUUCUCCUUUUUUGUCCAUCUAUUUCCCAAAUUUUGGAAGACACAUUGUCUUGUUUAAGUAUACAUUAUAUAAAAGUUAUAUAUUAAACGUU
This is a messenger RNA of Eleginops maclovinus (Patagonian blennie), 3912 nucleotides long. It is a transcript of the gene akt2, whose product is annotated as v-akt murine thymoma viral oncogene homolog 2. Gene Ontology annotation, molecular function: ATP binding; protein serine/threonine kinase activity. Gene Ontology annotation, biological process: protein phosphorylation. Lineage: Eukaryota; Metazoa; Chordata; Actinopteri; Perciformes; Eleginopidae. Bases 551 to 1999 code for a protein of 482 amino acids. The record is from RefSeq and is a predicted model, not a curated record. Gene Ontology annotation, cellular component: nucleus; cytoplasm. The transcript is spliced from 14 exons.